Prorocentrum cordatum is the source of this 756-nucleotide messenger RNA. The record is from the annotation of a GenBank genome assembly. NCBI's taxonomy places the organism in Eukaryota, Dinophyceae, Prorocentrales, Prorocentraceae.
AUGAGGAAAUAUCAGGUCAUCACCCCCCUCGUGGCCGCCACCGAUCCUAUAGGCCCGUCCGACAGGGGCCGCCCGGCCCGGCGCGCCCUCGCCGCGCCCCCGACAGUGACCGCCGGGCGCGCCGCCCGCGCAGCGGGCGCGUCGCACGGCGGGCGCGCGGCGCACGGCGCCGGCGCGCCUCCCCCCGGGGGGGCGCGGGCGGAGGGGCAGGGCGCGCGCCCCGGGCAGCGGCCUCCGAGGGGGGCGCCCCGCGCCGCGGGUGUUAAAAAGUUGCAGGCUGGCUACUAUUUCCGUGGCAGGGGUGCCCGCCGCCCCGCCGCUAGUGCUCGGGCGGCAGGCCCGUGGGAGGAGGAGGAGGAGGAGGAGGAGGAGGAGGAGGAGGAGGAGGAAUGGGAGGACUGGGGGGAGGAGGCAAGGAGGGAGAGACAAGCGCGGCAGCCAAAGCGGGGGUGGCCUCAGACCCUGCUCUCUGAGGAAAUCGCACGGCUGCGUCCACUAGGUCACGAAGCAUGCACCACAGGGAGGAGGAGGAGGAGGAGGAGGAGGAGGAGGAGGCAGGGAGGGGAGGCGAGGUCGGCGAGGUCUUGAAAUGCACGCGCCGCCCGCGGCCUCGGGGGCCCGCGCGCCGGGCGCCCAGGGCCCGCGGCUGCGGGGGGCGUGCUCUGUCAAAUGCCCUGCCGCCGGGGAGGGGCGGCGGGCGAGGCGGGGCAGGUCCUCCUGCCUGGGACGUGGGGUUGGAGUAGGUGGACAGGAACA